GUGACAUUUGUGAUUUUGGUUCAACUUCAAAUGUCGUGAAACUAUCGGUUCUUGGAAGAAUAAAUAGUUAGUCACCCUAUUUACUUUAUAAAUUUUAUGAUAAUGUACCUCUAAAUUUAUUCCUUAAAUCAAAGAAUGUUAUAAAGUUAAAUAAAAUAACUAGAUAAAUAUAGGUGUCUAAUUUCAAAAUCAGAAUUUGUGACUUUCACUUCAAAAAAAAACUAAAAUGAUUAAUGAAGAGAACAAGGAAUUAGCUCAUCGGCAGCAUGUGAAAUACUUUAUGAGAUUUCUUAAUAUCCUGCCAUCCUCGUUGUCUUCCCAUGAUUCGACCAGGGUAACAAUAGCAUAUUUUUCUGUUGCUGGCUUGGAUGUGUUAGGAUCAAUAACAUCAAUAUCUAUUGAGUUAAGGUCAAGAAUUAUAGACUGGCUUUACUUAUUACAAGUACAGCCUCGUAAAUCAGAUGGUGAUAUGUCGACAUGUGGCUUCCAAGGCUCGUCGACUAUAAACAUAGAGCUGGAUAACGCGAAUAGUCAGUACAGAUGUGGUCAUCUCGCUAUGACCUAUACUGCUUUGUGUACUCUGUUGGCUUUGGGUGAUGAUUUGUCGAGGGUUAAUAGGAAAGCUAUCAUUAAUGGUGUAAAGGCGCUUCAGACGGAAGAAGGGAAUUUCUCAGCGACUCUCUCUGGAUGUGAAUCGGACAUGCGGUUCGUGUACUGCGCGGCUUGUAUCAGCUACAUUCUUAACGACUGGUCCGGUUUCAAUGUAGAGAAAGCCACAGACUAUAUCAUUAAAUGUAUGGGCUAUGAUUAUGGGAUAGCACAAUGUCCUGAAUUAGAAUCUCACGGGGGCACGACUUACUGCGCUCUGGCAACCCUAAGUCUCACCAAUCGCUUAGACAAACUGUCAGAACAUCAACUGGACAGUCUCCGGAGAUGGCUUGUGUUCAGACAAGUCGAUGGCUUCCAAGGCAGGCCUAACAAGCCAGUAGAUACAUGCUAUAGUUUCUGGGUAGGUGCUUCAUUAAAAAUGUUAGAUGCACUACAUUUAACUAAUUAUUCUAGUAACAAAAGAUAUGUUUAUGAGACUCAGGAUUAUGUUGUUGGGGGUUUUUCAAAAUGGCCGGAUACUUGCACUGAUCCGAUGCACACAUAUUUAGGUCUUGCUGGACUUAGUUUGAUUGGGGAAUGCGGUUUGUUAGAAAUUGUACCGACUUUAAAUAUAACAAGGAGAGCUUAUGACCAUUUAAAAUGUUUACAUCAAAAAUGGGAUAGUGAAUUGUAGAACAUAUCAGAUUGACUUUUAAAUUAAAUUUUUUAACAGUUAUUAACGGCCAAUUGUAUAAUUAUGCGAGUAUAUUCUUUAUUGUAUACUCUGUACUAAAUUAAAUUUUAAAAUUUGUAAAGAAAAAU
Messenger RNA from Papilio polytes (common Mormon), 1410 nucleotides. It is a transcript of the gene betaggt-I, whose product is annotated as geranylgeranyl transferase type-1 subunit beta. The transcript is spliced from 5 exons. Gene Ontology annotation, molecular function: CAAX-protein geranylgeranyltransferase activity. The record is from RefSeq and is a predicted model, not a curated record. Gene Ontology annotation, cellular component: CAAX-protein geranylgeranyltransferase complex. Gene Ontology annotation, biological process: protein geranylgeranylation. NCBI's taxonomy places the organism in Eukaryota, Metazoa, Arthropoda, Insecta, Lepidoptera, Papilionidae. The coding region runs from base 227 to 1282 and encodes 351 amino acids.